AUUCCUCAUGUGAUGUCCUUUUCCUCUAUCCCUCGUUUUCCCAGCAGAUGCUCGAUGUCAGCGUGUUUUUCAGCAUCCGUGCAACAGGAACUCUUUUGAUUUUGAGCUCCUCGACAUUCUCAGGAUGAACUGUGGAUGUGGUGAUGAUGUACAGUGUGCAUUAUAACCACUCAUUUGUGAGCGGGAGUGAGAUGAUGGUAAACACUCUGACUCUGGAACAGAAGACCGUGUUCGCCUUCGUCUUGAUGCUGUUGGUCUUUCUUGCCCUGCUGAUUGUUCGUUGUUUCCGGAUCCUCCUGGACCCUUACAGCAGCAUGCCCUCCUCGCAUUGGGGAGACGGACUGGAGGGGCUUGAGAAAGGGACGUUUGAGUAUGCCCUUACCUGA
Clarias gariepinus (North African catfish) is the source of this 386-nucleotide messenger RNA. RefSeq names its product cortexin 2 (gene ctxn2). The record is from RefSeq and is a predicted model, not a curated record. NCBI's taxonomy places the organism in Eukaryota, Metazoa, Chordata, Actinopteri, Siluriformes, Clariidae. Bases 144 to 386 code for a protein of 80 amino acids. The transcript has 2 exons.